Molecule: messenger RNA, 2863 nt
Organism: Brassica napus (rape)
Lineage: Eukaryota; Viridiplantae; Streptophyta; Magnoliopsida; Brassicales; Brassicaceae
Exons: 10
Coding region: 202-1650 (482 amino acids)
Biological process (GO): DNA recombination; DNA repair; DNA replication
Cellular component (GO): nucleus
Molecular function (GO): DNA binding
Source: RefSeq, a predicted model, not a curated record
CCUUCCUCUUCGAUGAAACGGCCGGAGUUAUGUCGUCGUCUUUAUUCCAAUUGCAUUCAAUCCCUCGCUCAUUCAAUCCCUCCCUCAGACUCUUCGAUGCGCCAUUUGAACCCGAGCAGAUCUGUAUAAAUAUGUAAGUAUCUAUAGAUCUCCAGCGCAUCAUCUCUUUCUUUCUCUUGAGACUUUCUGAUUCCUGUUGCUAUGUCUAUUUCGAGAGUCUUCUUCUCUGACCUGAAGUCCGGCAAAUGCUCCUCCGUCGUCGAGGCCCGGCUUCUACGGUUCUGGGAGGCGAGGAACGUCAAACGCGGUGGCGAGCUGAUGUGGGUCGAUAUGCUACUUAUGGACGUGAAUUCGACUUUGAUCCAAGCUACUAUCAACGCGAAUCGGCUUCCAAGGUUCCGAGAUAGGCUCGCCGCCGGGACGAUGUACUCUGUUUCUGGCUUUGACGUGGCUCGCUGUGCUCAGAACUUCAAGCUUGUGGACUCUUCUUUGAUGAUCCGGUUUAACGAUUCCACCGAGUUUGACGUGUUAUCUGAUCCGGUCUCGCCAAUACCGGCAGAGGGAUUCCGGUUCCGUAACCAGACCGAGUUGGUUGGUUUAGCCAAUACAAACACUCAGCUUCCAGAUAUUAUUGGUGAAAUCGUGGCGGUGAAGAGCACCGUGUCUGACCCUCCGGAGGAUAAGAACCGUGUCAUGGUCACCGUCAAAUUAGAAAAUGAUGUGUCUGUCACUCUUAGUCUGUUUGACGCUCAAGCCGUUUUAUUCCACCAGAAGCUUGGAGGCAUGCGUGAUGAUCCUAAAGUGAUUGUUGCCACAAGCAUAAACCCGAAGAUGGUUGGAGGUCGUUUAUUCCUCAACGCAACGUCAGGAACACAUGUUUAUUAUGAUAAGGAGACACAUGCAGGAGAGUCUUUAUUUUACCGAUUGGUGGCUAGAGACACUGGUCUUCCGUCUGCCGCACCUCUCUUGAAGUCUUAUGCGAAGGUUGAGACUGUGACAAUUGCAGAGCUUAACCAUUUUAUCACUACGGAUUCGCCACAGCAGGAAAUAGAUUUCUUAUGCACUGCGAGAGUUUCUCGGGUUGAAUCGGACAAAGGGUGGUGCUAUGUUGCGUGUUCUAAGUGCAGCAAGAAAUUGCAACGCACUGUCACUUCUUUCGAAUGUGCACGCUGUAAUAACCCUCAUGCGGUCGGAUCUUUACGUUAUCGCGUUGAGAUGGUUGUAACUGAUGAUACUGCUGAAGGGACAUUUGUUUGCUUUGAUGGUGUUAUGACGAAGUUGCAUAAUCUCCGGGCAAGUGAGGCGGUCCAGUUACUGGCUGAAGAAGGAGUGAACCCUGAGGAUUCCGUGAUGCCUCCGUUCGUUGCAGGAAUGGAACGCAAGACCUACACUUUCCAAGUCCGUGUCACGCCCUACAACUUCACCGUCAACCACCAGACGUUCACCGUGUCGCGUAUCAUCAAUGAGGUUGAGCGUGCACCAGCUCCAGAAUUUGUCGAUGAUGAAGGUGAUGACAAUGAUGAUGAUGAUGCGCCAGACGGGCCUAACAACCGUGUGGAGUCUGGUUCCGGCAAGGGCAAUUGUGAGACAUCAAAGAGAGCUGGAAAGGAGCCAGUCGGUAAUGUGCGUAAGAGGGCGCGUAUUGCUUAAGAUGGAUCUUCGAUAAUCAUCUCUCGAUAUUCUGCAGCUUAAUAAUGUUUCUGCAUUCUACUUUAUUGUCAUCUUUUUUCUAUCUAUGUUAUGGAUUUUCUACAUUCCAGUUGUUUUUUUUUUCAAACUCUCUACUUUAUGGUUGUUAUGAAUGCUUUUUAUAUUGAGUUGACAUAAGUUUAAAAAAAGAACAAGUUGAUGCUUUAUUUGAUUCCGAUGAGUUAAUAAAUGUUAGUGAUUAUUUUAUUAAAAGAGUUAGUGUUUAUUUUAAUUGUGUACGUAAGUGGACGUCCAUAAUCAUAUUAUGGACUACAAAAACUUUGGGUACGUUAGUAUGAGUGUAUGUAUACAGUCCACGGUCUAAUAUAAUUAUGUAUAUGAGUGUGAAAAUAUUUAAUGUUCUUUAAAUUGUGUGCAUAAACUGACGUCCAUAAUCAUAUUAUGUAUUACAAAACUUUGGUUACGUGCAUGAGUGUACGUCUGUCGUCCACAAGCUAAUAUACUUAUUAUUAAAACUUCACUUAAAUCGAUCAAAGUUAUUUUGAAGACAAGGUAUUUAGCAAAUACAGCCAGGAUGGAGCCCGAAGCAGAAUGUCACCAGCAUGAUAUGGACAGCGCAUGCGAAGAUUGUUAUUAUUUUAAUUUAUUGACUACAUACGCACAAAGAAACCGUAAACAAACCCGCCAAAUUUAUUGAAACAUUAUUUAAAUUAAACUUUUGCAUCAAGCUUAAUAACAAAUAAUAAGAUUUCUCCAAUUUAUACAUUAUUCUUCCGUACAAAAUUCACAUGUGUAUAUAUGCAUCAUGAAAAAAAAACAAAAGGCCUCGAAUAAUAAAAGGAUGCUUUGGGGGUUUGGGUCGUACUCACCUAAAUCAAUUUAUAAGUUAGUCUAAUGGAGGAUAGCUAAAACUAAACUUUUGAAAUAAUAGCGAAGAUUACUCUCAUAGUAAUAUAUGAUACUAAAAUUGAACUCAUAACCAGUAUAUUAUAACUUAAAAGUUCUCAUUUGUGUUGUUUGUAUAUGAUAUCAUCUAUAUCAUAAUUAUAAAUUAUUCAUAAAUAAAUAUAAAUCAUAUGAAAUUGUUUUAUUCAAACUUCCCGCCCGAAGGGCGGGCCCGGCCCUAGUGUAUAUUAUUAUAAGCUUAUAGCUGAGCUAAACUGUGGUAUAUAGCUUUUAAUGGAGGGCCAAAUUGCCACAUGUUUUGGUUUUA